Molecule: messenger RNA, 984 nt
Organism: Neogale vison (American mink)
Lineage: Eukaryota; Metazoa; Chordata; Mammalia; Carnivora; Mustelidae
Gene: HOXD1
Product: homeobox D1
Exons: 2
Coding region: 1-984 (327 amino acids)
Biological process (GO): regulation of transcription by RNA polymerase II
Cellular component (GO): nucleus
Molecular function (GO): RNA polymerase II cis-regulatory region sequence-specific DNA binding; DNA-binding transcription factor activity, RNA polymerase II-specific
Source: RefSeq, a predicted model, not a curated record
AUGAGCUCCUACCUGGAGUACGUGUCGUGCGGCAGCGGGGCGGGUGGCGGCGGCGACGUGCUCAGCUUCGCGCCCAAGUUCUGCCGCGCCGACGCCCGGCCGGUGGCCCUGCAGCCCGCCUUCCCCUUGGGCAACGGCGACGGCGCCUUCGUUGGCUGCCUGUCCCUGGCCGCCGCCCGGCCUGCGCCUUUGCCCCCAGCAGCGCCGGCGCAGCCUCCCGCGCCGCCCCCGGCCGCGCCCUCCUUCGCGCCGUGCACCCUGGAGGGUGCCUACGAGCCGGGCGCCGCACCUGCCGCGGCAGGGGGUGCAGACUACGGCUUCCUGGGGCCGGGGUCGGCCUACGACUUCCCGUGCGCGCUCGGGCGGCCGGCAGACGACGGCGGGGCGCACGUCCACUACGCGACCUCAGCGGUCUUCUCGGGCGGGGGCUCCUUUCUGCUCAGCGGCCAGGUGGACUACUCGGCCUUCGGCGAGCCCGGCCCCUUGCCGGCGUGUCUGAAGGAGCCAGCCGACGGCCACCCUGGGACCUUCCAGACCGCGUCCCCCGCCCCUGGUGCUUACCCCAAGUCGGCCUCGCCGGCCUCCGGCCUCCCAGCCGCCUUCAGCACCUUUGAGUGGAUGAAAGUGAAGAGGAACGCCCCUAGGAAAAGCAAACUCGCCGAAUAUGGAGCCGCUAGCCCCUCCAGCGCGAUCCGCACGAAUUUCAGCACCAAGCAACUGACAGAACUGGAGAAGGAGUUUCAUUUCAAUAAGUACUUAACUAGAGCCCGACGCAUCGAGAUAGCCAACUCCUUGCAGCUGAAUGAUACCCAGGUCAAAAUCUGGUUCCAGAACCGCAGGAUGAAACAGAAGAAAAGAGAACGGGAAGGGCUUCUGCCCUCCGUCACCCCUGUGGCUUCCCUCCAACUCCCCCUCUCAGGAACGAGCACCGCCAAGUCUGGCAAGAAGCCAGGGAGCCCUUCACAGGCCCAAAAGCCCUCAUGA